AGUGAGAGGGAGAGAGGUAUAGAGACAGAGAUAGAAUGGGAGGCGGGGGGGAAUGAGAUAGUGAAGAGUUUGUUCUGGCACAGAGAUUACAGUCGGGUUCAUGCACCCAGGUUUCCAGGAAAGCGUGGGUGGAGGGAGAGCAAUCACGUGGCAGAAAGAGGAAGCCCUCGGGCGGGAGGGGGGGAAGGGAAGGAGGGAAGGGGGAUUUUUGCCCCCCCCUUCUCUUUCAGCCUCUUCGGCUGUUCUCCCGGGCUUGGGGGUUACUAGUUUGGCGCAAGCGCAAAAGAGAACUGAGCCGGCCAAGUUCUGCCUCCAUCUACCCACCCCAGGGUUCCUCACUCCUCCAGAGGAUCCUCACUUUGGAGGAUGUAACCCCGAGAGCGGUGGCGACUUUGCCUCCGGCCAGGACGAUGCUCUCCUGCACCCCGGCUGCCGUCCUGGUGCUGAUGGUCGCCUCCAGGGACUGGUCGCUCUUCCCCAUUGCAGCCGGUGAAAAGAACUUAAAGUCUCCUCAAAAUGUGAACGUUGAGAUUGUAGAUCAUAAUUUUAUCCUGAAAUGGAAUUGGGAUGACGAACCUAACAGCAACGUUACCUUUUCGGCAUAUUACCAAAAUCCUGAUAAGAUGAGCAAUUGGAUCCAAUUGAUUGGAUGUCAGAAUGUCACUGGCACCAAAUGCACCUCUACUUUAACCAGUAUAACUAUAUUUGAAAAAAUCAGAGUGCGUAUAAGGACUGAAAAAGGACACGAAACAUCACCAUGGUAUAAUGUUUCCUCAUUUGUACCAUAUCAAAUAGCACAAAUUGGUCCUCCAGAAGUACAGUUAGAAGCUGAAGAUAGAGCAAUAAAAAUAAUCAUUUCUCCUCCAGGAACAAUAAACAGCAGCAUGUGGGUUACUGAUAGUUUUACCUACAAUUUAGUUAUUUGGAAAAACUCUUCAAGUGUAGAAAAAAUCAAUCUGACUGUUUAUCACAGAGAUACAAUUUAUGAUCUUUCACCAGAAACUACUUAUUGUUUAAAAGUUCAAGCAAGAUUACGUAAGCAGAAAAAAAUUGGUUCCUACAGUCCAGUAUUAUGUAUAAAUACUACAGCUGAACAUAUACCACCUCGUCCAAAAAAUGUAGAAGUUGAUGCAGCAUAUAAUAAAUAUGUUCUUAAAUGGGAUUAUCCAUAUGAAAACAUGAACUUUCAAGUUCAGUAUCUCCUUGGCUAUUAUAAAAGAAGUCCAGCUGACUACUCCAAUAAAUGGAAAACUAUAUCUGAUUGUAAAAAUAUCAUAAGUCGACAAUGUGACUUAUCAAAAGAAAUCAAAGAAGGAAUUUUUUAUCUGCGUGUACGAGCUUCAAAUGGAACUAUCACAUCUUUUUGGUCUGAGAGAAAACUUGAUACUAACAUUAAAACCAGAAUAGAUCCUCCAAGCAUAGAAGUAAAAUCCAGUGAGGAUUCAUUAUCUGUCUACAUUAGGGAGAAUUCCGGAAAAUCUGAAAAAAUUCCAAUGAGCCAGGAUUAUCCAUUAAUUUAUGAAGUUACUUACUGGGAAAAUGCUUCAAAUAUUGAGAACAAAAUGAUAGUAAAAGAGAAAUUAUGUAAAGUUUCUGAUUUGCAGCCCCUGGUUCUGUAUUGUUUCAAAGUCAAAGCACUUCUUGAGAGUGACAAGAACAACAAAAGCAGUGAAUUUAGUAAUGUUGUAUGUAGUAAAAUAACACCAGGUAAUCAACAAAAAAACUUGAUCAUAGUCGUUUGCUCUCUAUUUCUCAUGGGACUGAUCCUCGUAUCUUUUGGUUUAAAAUAUCUAUUAAAAUUGGUAAAACAUAUGUUCUAUCCAUCUUACAAACCUCCUUCAAAUAUAGCUGAGUGGUUCUCUGGUCAGCCAUUGAAAAAUCUCCUUGUCAUUUCAGAAGAACAAACAGAAGGUUGUAUAAUUGAAAAAACAAACAUUCUUGUGUUAGAAGAAACAAAUCAAAAUGGAAAAAAUAGUGAUAUUUGCAGUAAGCAAGACAAUCAUGAUUCAGGACAUUGUUCCAAUGAGGAUGAAACUAGUAGCAAUAAAAUGACUGAAGAAACAUAAUGUAGGAGACUAUGCAACAGUAAACACUCUGGUGUAUUACCUUGCCAGAGUUUAGGUUGGGAACCUGAGUGCCAUGCCCCUCUUAGUAAUCCUGAGAGAAUUAUCAACAGAGAAAACUUCAAUAUUCUUAAUGAAUCCAUCUCUAUUAAAAAGUGAAAUUCCUAGCAUUUAAAGACAUAUAACUAUGAAGUAUAUUGCUUCUACAUUUAUAAAUGUCUUCAAGGUUCUGUCUUGGAGUUAUAUCCAGAAGUUGAACACCUGCCUCUUGAAAUGACUUCUAAAUAUUGUUUUUUGUUACUGCUUCAUGACUCAAGGUAUUAACUGAAUUCAGUGUGCUACUUAUCACUUUGUGGUCAAAUGGUAAUCUUUCAUUUACUAUUAAAUUGUCUUAUCUUUCAGAAGAGAGAUGUAACCUUUGGAUAAAUCAUAAGGCGGAAUCCUUUUUUUUUCUUUUUCUUUCCCCUUUUUUUCUCUUUUUUUUGGGGGGGGUGGUGGUGCUGUGGUCUCUUCUGCUGUUACUAAGGCAAUCUGCAGUCUGCAGGGAAGGCUGCUGAGAAGAAACUAACUCACUCUAACCAGCAUGCCACCCAUUGGGAGCCAAUUGAAAGCAGUGUUUUGCUUUGGGGUUUUUUGUUUGUUUGUUUUUUUAAAAGCAGCCUUAAGUAACAGAAAGGAAAAUCUUGUGAAUCCACCCACCUGUUGCUGUAACUUUCAAGUUGAAUUUCCUCUAACUUUGUAGUUAGAACUUAAGUUUUUUUAAACAUCCUUUAAUAUUCCUUCAUCCUCUUUAUAAUAAGAAUUGAAUAAUAGAUCUCUGAACUGGAAAAAACCUCAAGAAAUCAUCUGGCUUGGCCCCUUGGCAAAUAAGGUUCAUUUUUUCCAUUUUACUGAUAAGAGCUGAGGUCUAGAAAUGUUAUAUGACUGUCCCUUGGUUAAAGUCACACAACUAGUAAGGGGCCCACUAUCUUGGUUAUAGAGCUAUAACUUUUUAUUGGAAUUUAUAGACCUAAAAUUAUUAGGAUCUGGAUAGUUUGCUCAGAAAAAUAUUUUUCAAAGGUUUAUUUAGGUUUAUUAAAGGUUUAUGGAGACACCAAUGAUAAUAAAUCACAUUUAUAUAGUGCUUUGAGGUUUGUAAAGUCACAACCCUGUGAACUAGGCAGUACAAGUAUUAUUAUCUCAACAAAUAAAGUCCAUGAGAUUUAGGGUGUGACCUCACUCUGUUCUUAUAGCAUAAUAUGAAGUAUAAAGCAGGAUUCAAACCCAGGUCUUUUAAGUCCAGCAUUUUUUCUGAAAUGCAAUACUAUAUCUGUAGGGAUCUUCAUUAUCCCAUGAGACUGAAGGUAUAACAUAGGCAAAAAGGAAGAAAUAGAAUAGGACUACAUCAGAUUUAGGAUUGGCAGAAACUUGUUUAACCACCUUGUUUUAUAGUUGAGGAAACAUAAGCUCCCAUAAUUUGUGACUUACCCCAGGUCAUUUAAGGAAUGAGUCGUAGUAUAUUUCAAAGAGUAAAGUUAUAAGGUGUCAGGAAAUUACUUCAGUUAAAGAGAAAAAUGAUUAUUAGCUUAUUGUUUGAUCACUUUGUGGAUUAACUAUUUCCUAUUUUUAUAUAUAAGGUGACUUCUGCUAGACCAGUUUUUCAGGCCCCCUCCCCCUACUCUUCAGCCAGUAUAUGCUCAAGAAAUGCAAACUUUGUAUUAGCCUAAGGAAAAGGCAAACCUGUUUCUUAAAAGCCAUAUGCAUUCCUAAUAAGUGAUUUUUUUUUUUACUCUGUGCUCAUUACAGCAUCCAUGCCACUCCUCUGCUAAUAUGGAUUACCAGAAUUUGACUGUUAGGGAGAUUUCCCACACAUUCUGAUGCUCCCUAGGAAGUGUUGGGAAACCCAGCCUAGAGAGCACUAUGGGCCUGGGCCUGAUUUGUUGUUUUUCAGCUGUGGUAUAUGUCAUUCAGCAUCCUUAGAUGACAAGAUUUCUUAGGCCUAUGUUAGAGUACAGGGCAAUUUCUAAGACUCCAGAGCCAUUUUGGGUGCAUAAGGAAACUGAUUUUGGCUUGAAACUCCCCUGGAACAAAUGUAUUAUAUAUGUACUUUUGUAUAUACCUGUUUUAUAUAUACUUAUAUGUAUAUGUUGUACAUAUUAUUGUCUAUAAAAUGUAAGCUUCU
Molecule: messenger RNA, 4224 nt
Organism: Dromiciops gliroides (monito del monte)
Lineage: Eukaryota; Metazoa; Chordata; Mammalia; Microbiotheria; Microbiotheriidae
Gene: IFNAR1
Product: interferon alpha and beta receptor subunit 1
Exons: 11
Coding region: 411-2066 (551 amino acids)
Molecular function (GO): protein binding
Source: RefSeq, a predicted model, not a curated record